Anguilla anguilla (European eel) is the source of this 8082-nucleotide messenger RNA. Its product is annotated as rho guanine nucleotide exchange factor 28-like. Gene Ontology annotation, molecular function: guanyl-nucleotide exchange factor activity. The record is from RefSeq and is a predicted model, not a curated record. NCBI's taxonomy places the organism in Eukaryota, Metazoa, Chordata, Actinopteri, Anguilliformes, Anguillidae. Gene Ontology annotation, biological process: regulation of Rho protein signal transduction. Bases 298 to 5607 code for a protein of 1769 amino acids. The transcript is spliced from 36 exons.
CUCGCUUCGUGCAGUUACAUCAAGCCAGGGCAAGAUCGGCUGGUGGUCUCACGGGCGCUUUCAGUGUAUAAUGGGUUAUGUUUGACUUCCUCGGAGCGUACCAGAAUCUCACACGAACUGAAACGCAUUUUGUGGAUAUAAUUUCAUUAUCUACUACCACUGAUAUUUUCGCUCUACAUUGAUGAAUAAUGUCAUUAAUUUCAACUGCAUAAAGUGCUGUGAUGUGGAAGUUAUAAUUGCCAGUCGGCGGCAUAGACCAACUCAACAGGCGGGCGUGUGAAUUGAGAUGCUGAGGAGAUGGAGCUGAGCAGACGAGAAGUGCCUCUAUAUGGGCAGGUGAAGGUCUAUGCAGUGCUGCAAACAUCAGAUCCUAUCCCAGAGGAUGCAGAGGUCUACAUGGUGCUGGAAGGGUCCACCCUGGACCACAUCACUGCAGCUCAGAGGAGCAGCAAGGGAUGCAUGCUGGGAUUUGUAGUCCCUGGUCAUAACCUAUUGGAGACGGUGUCAGCCACAGCCUACAUCUACACCGCGGAAGGGCCGAUCUCCUGCCAGCUCCAGGCUGCCCUGGAGUACGUCCAGGAUGACGCCCAAGAGCUGUCCGAGUUCCUGGUCACUCACUGCCACUGUCUGAGCGCCAGCGGUUCCCAGGACGUCCUGGGCAGGUUCGGCCUCCAGGACGAGGUGGCCCGCCGAAAGAUGGACGAGUGCGUGACGCGGGCCAUGGCCAACCUGGAUUACCCGUACACGUGGAACGUCCUGGGGAGCCAACCCGGAGAGGUCCUCCGGCCCAGAGAGUCUCUGCUCCACCUGGCAGUGCGCCUGGGAUUCCUCCACCUCUCCGAGCUGCUCCUCUGCCAGCCUGGGGGUCUGAUGGCUGUGUCCAUGGCCAACGAGGAGGGGGACACCCCCCUGCAGCUGGCACAGCGGGCUGGGCAGGGUGCCCUGCUGGAGCUUCUCACCAAUCCUCCCAACCCCCUGGUCACGCCCCUGGCCGGGAUGUCCCAGAUGUGGGCCGACAGCUCCCGGCUGCUGCGGUUCCACCACGAGUCGGAGGCCCUGACGCUGACCGUCCGGCGGGGCCCGGAGCGGAACCGGAGGGCCGACAUUCUGCUCCUGAGGAAAAGCUUGAGGGACAGCAACUUCCUGGGGGAGAUCAAAGCUCUUAAAAGAAGUGGGCCAAAGAAUGAAAGCAACAAAGCGGUCGAUGAAGGCGGUGCUCAUGACGAAGGUUUGUCCAAAGACCUGUGUGAAAAGGACUAUGCACCAUCAGACAAUGUUUUCGAGGAGCAGCUCAUACUCUCUCUGGACGAGCAGGAAGAGCCUUCGCCGACUGACUCCGGGAAGGAUCAGUCGCCGUCCCUCAGCACGCCUCCGGCGCAGUCCACCUUCUCGGCGGCGGCCAGACUGUCUGCCAUGCUGAAUGGGAGGGAGCGGGUCUGUGCCAGUGCCCCGCUGGUGGAUCAGGUGGACGAGCUGGACGUGAAGUACAGCAUCGCCAGUGUGACAGCGGGCAGAGGAUUGGACAUCACAAGGGGAAGUCCCCACGACGAGCCCGCCCACUUCCUGGAAGCAGGCCCCUCCGGUUCUUGCGUGGUCCACGGUGACGGGCGUGGGGGGAGACGCACCAUCCCCCACAGGGAACAAUCGCCUCCUGCUCCUUCCUUUCCCCCCCCUUCCCCUCCAAACCUGGCUCUGGGACUGAACCACCCGUCUCUAACUGACCUGCUCAGACAGGGAGGAAGCCCACCACUGGAGCCUUGUGCACUGAGCCCUGGUCUGGUGGCUCUGGAGGUGGACAGCGAGGAGGACGAUCUGCUGGCGAGUACCCCUCCGUCCCAUGUUCCCACGCCCCCCCAGUCCAGCAGUGUCCUGCAGGCCAGCAGUGGGGAUGAGCAGGACUCAUUUGAUGCUUCCCCCGACCUCAGCUGCAGCCGGAACCACUCCUCCUCCUCCUGCAACCAACCUUCCACAAAGGAUUUUGGGGACCCAGGUAUUCGCCUACGCUCCUACUCCUACUCCACACCGAAGAUCAGCCUGGUGCGCUCUCGUUUCACCCCAGACACCGGCAUCUCCAACCUCAGCGAAGAACAGCGCACCAUCAGCCUGUCUGAACAGCCCAAAGAGAAAAGGGAGAUAAGGUUCCGUAAAAGGGCGCAGUCGGCUGAGGAGGAGGGCAGCACAGCUCUGGCCAACUCCCUGCAGCACCUCACCCUCUCCGAGUUCCUCAAAGAAAUCGAAGACGAAGAGUGGGAUAAAUAUAUAAUCCCCUCCAAGGCGGAGUCGGAGAAGUACAAAGUGAGUCGAACCUUCAGCUUUCUGAAGAGCAGGAUGUCCAGCACUCGCAACAAGAACAAGGCUAAGGGCAAGGAGAAGGAGGGCAAGGAGAAGGCGAUGAACGGGCACCAGUUCGCGCCGGGCGUCGGCUCGGGCCCGACGCUGUGCCUGGUCUGCGACAAGCCAGCUGCGGGGAAGGACCUCCUCCAGUGCUCCAACUGCACCAUCAACGUCCAUAAAGGCUGUCGAGAUUCUGCCACGGCAUGCAUGAAGAAGCCUCAGGACAAGUAUGCGGUAACGACGAAAAACAAGACUGCAUCUCUUCCACACAGUUCAACACUGAGGGACAGUCCAGCAUGUCACAUCAACUCCUCUGCCUCUCUCCCAGCCAUCACAUCCAAAGAGAGGAAGGAACCCAGCAUCCCCCUCUCCAAGAGCCUGUCCUCCACCACAGAUCGGGCGCUGAGUGACAGUGCGGAAGCUGACACAGAAACCAGCGUUUGGGGGAGCAUCUCUCAGUCUGAGGAGAUACUGCAGAUCACAGAGUCACCAUCCACCACCUCCUUUGUCAAUGAAGAUGCUGUGGAUGCCCCGUUGCGCGGUGACCUCAGGGCCGAUUUACUGGACUACGAGGCAGAAUCCUGGAGUCUGGCCGUGGACCACAAGUUCUGUAAGAAACACGAUAAGCGGGUCAUCAAGAGACAGGAUGUGAUUUACGAGCUGAUGCAGACGGAGAUGCACCACAUCCAGACCCUGACCAUCAUGGCAGAGAUCUUCCGUAAGGGAAUGAAGGAGGAGCUCCAGCUGGACCACUACACCGUGGACAAGAUCUUCCCCUGCCUGGACGAGCUCUUUGACUUCCACAAGAGCUUCUUCUGCGCAAUGAAGGAACGGCGACAGAGCAGCAGUCAGGGGGACAACAGCAGGAACUUCUGCAUCGAGAGGAUCGGGGACAUCCUCCUGCAGCAGUUUUCCGAUGACAACGCGGCGAAGAUGAAGCAGGUGUACGGGGAAUUCUGCAGCCACCACACCGAGGCGGUGAACUUCUUCAAAGAGCUCCAGCAGCAGAAUAAGAAAUUCCAGGCCUUCAUCAAACAACAAAGUAAUAACUCUUUGGUGAGGAGGAAGGAGAUCCCAGAAUGCAUCCUGCUUGUAACACAGCGCAUCACCAAAUACCCUGUUCUGCUAGAGAGGAUCCUGCAACACUCUCAGGAAGGCACAGAGGAGCACGCUGACCUCUCUAGGGCCUUGGUGCUGAUCCGGGACGUCAUCGCGGCCGUGGACCUGAAGGUCAACGAGUACGAGAAGGAGCAGAAGCUUCUGGAAAUCCUCAACCGCAUGGAGAACAAGAGCUUCGCCAAGCUGAAGAACGGGCACACCUUCCGAAAGCAGGACCUGCUGAGCCAGGCCCGGACGCUGAAGCAUGAGGGGCUGGUGUACUGGAAGACUGCCACUGGCAGACUGAAGGAUAUCCUGGCUCUCCUACUUACCGAUGCUCUGAUAUUCCUACAAGAAAAGGACCAAAAAUAUGUAUUCGCUGCUGUGGACCAGAAGCCCCCAGUGAUCUCUCUCCAGAAGCUGAUCGUGAGGGAAGUGGCCAAUGAGGAGCGUGGGAUGUUCCUGAUCAGUGCGUCAGCGGCUGGCCCGGAGAUGUACGAGGUCCACAUGGCCUCCAAGGAAGAUCGAAACAACUGGAUGAGACUGAUUCGGGAGGCAGUGGAGAGCUGUCCUGAGGAAGAGGAGGAGAGAAUCAGCGAGUCUGAGGAAGAUAGGCGGGCAGCUGAAGCCCGCGCCCACAAGAUCCAGAGGCUACAGGAGACGCUGAACUCCCAGGACCAGCAGAUCUGUGCCGGCCUCGAAGAGAAGCUGAAGAUCUACGCCGAGCUGGCGGGGCUGAGUGCGAGCGAGGAGCUGCUCUGUGAGACCCAGCUGCUCAUCCGGCCCGAUUCCGAUGAGGUUCCCCAGGCGACCGCGCUGCUCACCGCUGCUCUCAGAGAGGCGGAGAAGCUGACUGCUACAUUAACGUCACAGUCUGGCUCCUCCCCCAACGUGUCCCAGGAGAGCCUGGCUGAACCCACCUCCCCCAUGAAGCUGUCCAAUCACAGCAGCUUCAGCAGUGUCCAAGAAUCUCCCACAGAAUCGGAUUAUCUGAACACCCAGAGCUCCAGCUCGCUGUCCAUGACGUCUGACUGCGAGACCAGAGACGUGGAAUGGGCAGAUGCUGUGAUAUUACAGUCUCUCACUGAACUCAAGAGAGGGGAUAUCACCGGGAUUAAUUUAAAGGUAGCUCACAGUGUUCAGAGUCUGACCCAGUUACUCUACAGUCUACAGGCAGCGGUGACCAUCCAGGACAGCUGCUACCAGGUGCAGAAGCUGCUGCUGCAGGAGACGGACCGGGCGGCGGCCCCUCCGGCGGGCCGCGGCCGGGCCCUGCAGGAGCAGGAGAAGCAGCGCAGCCUGGAGAAGCGGCGGGAGGAGCUGGCGGCGCUCCAGCGGCUGCAGGGACGCCUGCGGCAGGAGCAGCAGCUGUGGGAGCGCGAGUGCGACCAGCGGCGCCGCCAGCAGGGGGAGCAGGAGAGCCGGCUGGAGCUGCGGGAGCGGGACUGCCUCCUGCAGGCCGAGCGGCUGCGGCGGGAGCGGCGGGAGCUGGAGGCCCAGCUGCGCGAGUACCAGCAGGGCCUGGAGCGGCUGCGGCAGGGCGAGCGGCUGGUGGAGCGGGAGCGCCAGCAGCUGGAGGCCCAGCAGGGGGCGCUGCUGCGUGGCUGCUGGAGGCAGGGCGGGCGGCCCCUCGCCGGGACCACCCCCCCGGGCGACCACCAGGGUUCCAGUCAUGGGCGGUCAGACAGUUUUGAUGCAGAGAGCUCGGCGUUCCUCAACGAGGUGAACUACCCCAACCUCCAGAUCUCCCUCAACAACCACUGCAUUCCCUCGGGACAUGGGUUCACGUUGCCAGGCAACCGUAACCUGGCCAGCGCCCACAACAACCUCAACGCCCUCAUCGCCCGCACCAGCGAGAAGCAGGCCGGUCAGAGGGCGGACUCCUCCCAGCAUCACCAUAACAACCACAGGACGGGUCCCAUCGUGCUCCCGUGUUCAGAGUUUAUCAGCGAGACUGCGGAGGCUCAUGGGAAGGACCAAGCCAACAACGAUCUGAACACUCGUAGCUGCAGCAGUGAGGAGGCCUCGGUGCAGGAGGCGAUGGGGGUAUCGGGGGGGUAUCGGUGGGUCAUGCUGCCCUCCACCAACUACCCCCUCCUCAGCCCUCAGUCCUACAUCUCCUUGGAAACAGAGAACGGGGAGGACAGGAGCGAAGAGAACAUUGUGUACCUUUGAGGAAAACAGUGUUUACCUUUGAGGAGUAUUGUGUACCUUUGAAGAACACUGUGUACCUUUGAGGAACAUUGUGUACCUUUGAGGAAUACUGUGUACCUUUGAGGAGCACUGUUUACCUUUGAGGAACAUUGUGUACCUUUGAGGAGUAUUGUGUACCUUUGAAGAACACUGUGUACAUUUGAGGAACAUUGUAUGUCUUUGAAGAACUUUGUGUACCUUUGAGGUGCAGGCCAGUCUGACUUGUGGAAUUCCCAAACUCUCCCCAUUUCAGCUUUACCGUGGAAGUCAGCAGUUUGUUUUUUUUUUUUUUUUUUUUUUUUACAGUUGACUCCCAUUCAAAUGUUUAGGUUUGUAAAUAUCUCCCUGUACAAUAUAUAUAUAAAUAUAUGUGAGGAAAAUAUAUAUUUGUGAAAAGUUGUGUUUAGUACUUGUAAAAGUACAUGCAUAUGUAAUUUUAUUUAUUUGUAUUUGUCAUAUUGUAUAAGCUGAGGUUUCAUACAGUUGCUUGGUAUGGGAAAUCUGUGCCUUAAGUUCCUAAAUUAUAUACUGCAAAAAAUAAUUCACGUAAAAUUUCUUGCUUUAAUAUCAUUUUAUCUAAAUAAACAAUUUUAGUGUUUAGUCACUAAAAGAAAUAUUGUCUUGUGGCCAAUUUUAUCUCAGAUACAAUUUUGUCUCCAUUUAAUGUAAUUUAUGAUUUUUCUGGACACAAAAUUUAUCACUGCAAACUAAUGGGGCCAUGUGAGAAAGGUUUUAUUGUAAUAAGAAAAGUAAUUAAAUUAAAUGUCCACCUUUUUAUAAUUCUAAAUUAAAAUUAGACAAUAGGAACCUGUUUUUCACCAGUGUGACCAUUGUGCCUUUUUACGGAAAUGUUAUUAAUAAUUGUAAUGUUGUGCCUUUCAUGUUUGUCCACUUAUGUGGUAGAGUGCUCUUAUGUGUAAUCUCUGUUUCUGUAUAGAAUUGACCUUUGGUCACUAAAAAGAUAGCUUAAUUAUUCAUUUGCAUAAUUGCAUAAUUUCCCUGCUAAGUUGCACAAAAUUGGAAACAGACAUUCUGAAGGUCCUAUAGAUUCACGCUAAAUAUAAAUGUGGCUGUUAUAAUUGACUAGAGGCUCUCUCUUAGUUGGCACUUGAUUUUCCACUAUGCAUUGUGGACCGUUUCCACGGUCACCACUGCCUUAUUCCUCCUCUUCACUUCCGUGCCUGAGUUUCAGAUAUUGAGAUGGGUGGGUGGAUGCUGUGCGUCUGUGCUGAAAGCCUCCAUCACCGAUGGCAGUGAAGUCACAGAUAUCCGGUAAUUAUAGAAGAUAGUGGUUACUUGGGAAGUGUUUUGCUUAAAAUAUUUCUCUCCAGUGCACUUGCGGACUUUGAAAUUGAUCGCAUCACUGACUUAUACUGUGUGCUUAUAUAGUUAAGUAUGGCUUCAGUUCCUAAUGUUUCAAGUGAAUCACUGGCAAUGCACAGCAUAAACAAAUCAUUAUGGGAUUAAUUACAGAUAAUUUUCGACACCAAGAACAUGGCUGUGCAUUACAUUUAAUGCAUAUCAUUAAUAUUUGAUUAUAAUCAUCAUUCUUGUAAAGCCAUAUGUGAAAGCACAGGUUAUUCCCUUCGACCUUUUUGAAAUGUAAUAUUCAUAUAGUAGAACCUCAGAGAGUUACGGACUGACUGGCCAAUCGCACAGAAGAGGGAUACAUAAGUACACUUGUAUCACAUCUUAUCACUGACAUUACAGAAAUGGAGUCACAUUUUCCAUUGAAAGAAAAUUUAAAAUACUUUUACAAUUAGACAAAGGGAAUGUCUAAGCGUUAUUGCACCAAUGCAGUAUGAGAAAGCCAGAAGUGAUAUGAAGAAGGGAAGAACAGGCCAAAGAUUGCGGUUCGCUGAGAUGUUGUUCAGAAAGCCAAUUUAGAAAAGAACAAUUAAUGUUCCCCUGAGAUGCCAAUUAGCACUGGUUUGUUUGUUGGCUAUUAACUUAGAUCAAGCAUUUCAUUUCAUGUCAUUCCAUCACUACCUCCCUCAUUAAUCUGUACCUUGGAGGUUCUACCAUACAUCUGAAUAUACAAAUAACCCAUGGAGGAACGGUUUCCAUUUCACUAGACUUUCCACCGCAUUGCAAAAAGGUCUGCAAAAUACAGAAUGUUACUUCAUUUUUAUAAGAUAUGUACUUAUGGUUCUCCAUGCAUAUCUUCCAAGCUGCAAUGUCAAUGCAUUGUAUGAUGUGUCAAUUCUUUGUUUUUUUAUAUUUAUUUCUGGUGUUGUUUUGUCUGCUGUAAAAAUGUUUAUAGGUCUCAUACUGAUAGUUAUUGCAGUUUGAAACGCGUUCAUGUUUGUUGAAAACUUUGAAACAUGAUCGGUCCUUUUUUAUUUUUGUUGCUUUGUAUUCUUUUUAGUGCUGGCCUGUAACUUGGACAAUUUUUAAUGGAUUGUGAGGAAAUAUCAUAAAUUCUCUAGACCCAUAAAAGUCAAAUGCCAAAGUCAC